AUGUUCAAUAAUAAAAAUCAUAUCUUUUCUGGUUUCUUUUUCCAGGGCAGUGUCAAAGGUAUUGUUGAAAUAAAUCUUUCAAAAUAUCCCGAUUUUAGUAUAAAAACAAAUCCACCUAUUGGUAAUGAACAAUGCUGUACAAAAAAUGGUCAAAUUUAUAGCGUAACUGUUCAACCAAAUGAAUCUAUCGAAGCUGAACUUAUUCUUAUUCCAGCUGAAAUUGCUUUUUAUGAUUUUCUUCUUCCAAUUCGUACAUGCCCACCUUUACUCAAUGUGGAAGGUUUAUCACAAGCAGCAAAACCUUCAUCAGCUAUACAUCAUCAUCGUGAAUUAAGUGCAAGUGAACAAAAAGCUUUACAACCAUCACAUCCACCUAUAAAUUGUCGUAUACGUGCAACAGCAUUAUCUGAUUGUUUACAAUUAUCAACAAAAGAAUUAAAUUUUCAAAUGUAUUCAACACAAUAUAAUGCUAUGAAACAAGGUGCUUAUUGUGAUUGUCAAGAAAUAAUAUUAAUGAAUAAUAGUAAAAAGAAAAUUCAUUGGCAACUUGAUUUACGUGAUAAUGCAACAUUAGAUAAUGAUAUAUUUCGUGUAUUACAUUCUUCACUUGUACCAUUUAUAAGUCCAUCAACAAAUAUUGGACCAGAAGGUGAAAUUGAAUCAAAAGAAAAUUUUUCAUUUAAAAUUAAUUUUGUACCAAAAAAAACUGGAAUAUAUAAAACACGUAUACCAUUUUAUAUAAAUCAUAAUCAACAAAUACCUUAUACAUAUAUUGAAUUAACGGGAGAAUUAAUUAUGCCAAGUUUAAUAUUUGAACCAAGACGUUUAAUUCUUCCGCCAGUACCACUUGAUAUUGAAAGUGUUGGAACAGUUCGUUUACGAACAAAAGGUUUUGAAAAGAAUACAAAAUUAAUUAUCUUAUCUCAUGUUAAACCAAUAGAUGUUUCAUAUGACUUUCAUGCAACAUUUGUUGAACCAGCAAUAAUUAAUGUUGAUAAACAACAAGAUUUUACCAUGAAAAUAUGUUUUAGUAGUAAUCAUUCAUAUUCUGAAAAGCUUAUUGUUAAAAUAAUCGAUGAAGAAAGAAAUUGUUUUGAAUAUGAAGUUUAUGUUACAGCUGAUAAUUCAAUAUUUACAUGUUAUUCAUUUUUAUGGAAAUCAGAAAAUGAUUAUCAAAUUGUUGUACAACCAGGUCAAAUUAUGAAAGGAAGCAGAAUCAGAUCUGAUGAAAGUAAUUCAAGUGGUGAACCACUGUUAGUUCAAAAACGUACAGUAACAAGUUCAAAUUCUCGACCAAAUACAAGUACAAGUGCAACAUUUGAUCAAGCUGAUCAAACAUCUGAUGAAGCAUCAACAGAUGAACAUAUAUCCGCACAAAAUCGAAAUGAACGUUCUCCGGUAAAUAAACUUGAAAUAUAUACUUUCUAUCUAAUUAAUGAAACAAAAUAG
This is a messenger RNA of Rotaria sp. Silwood2, 1449 nucleotides long. NCBI's taxonomy places the organism in Eukaryota, Metazoa, Rotifera, Eurotatoria, Philodinida, Philodinidae. The record is from the annotation of a GenBank genome assembly.